AUGGCAUCCGAAGACCCCUUUCUACAGGUGCAAGCUGACGUGCUAUCACUCCUAAACACAACACGACCACUCUUCAACAGCUACAUACGCAUCCGCUCCUCAGCCUCCUCAGCGACCUCCCCAGAACUCGUCGAGUCCCGCGCCGAACUCGAAUCCACACUCACAGACCUAUCCGCCGACCUGCGCGAUCUCAUCGACAGCGUAAAAGCCGUAGAACACGACCCUUACCGCUAUGGCCUCGAAAUCGACGAAGUGGAGAGACGCCGCACAUUAGUGGAAGAUGUAGGCAAGGAGGUGGAAGAUAUGCAUGCGGAAUUGGAAAAGACGGUGGAGCAGGCACAGAUACAUGGGAAGGGGAAGGGCAAGGAAGCACUACCGCAUCCGAGUGCGUUUGAUAGUGAGGAUGAGGAUGGGAGGGAUGGGGAUGGGGAUUAUGCGCAGUUUGAGCAGCAGAGGCAAGAGCAGAUUAUGCAAGAGCAGGAUGAAGCGUUGGAUGAUGUCUUCAAGACUGUGGGCACGCUGCGACAACAGGCAGAUACUAUGGGACGUGAAUUGGAGGAGCAAGCGGAUUUGCUCGAUGAUGUCGAUAAUAUCGCCGAUCGCGUUGGAGGGAAGCUUCAAAAUGGCAUCAAGAAGAUUGGCUGGGUCAUCAGGAAGAAUGAGGACACCUACUCCAGCUGUUGUAUCGCUGUUCUGAUUGUCGUCUUGAUCAUUCUGUUGAUCUUCUUGUUGGCGGCUUGA
Molecule: messenger RNA, 741 nt
Organism: Aureobasidium pullulans EXF-150
Lineage: Eukaryota; Fungi; Ascomycota; Dothideomycetes; Dothideales; Saccotheciaceae
Exons: 3
Coding region: 1-741 (246 amino acids)
Biological process (GO): Golgi vesicle transport
Cellular component (GO): membrane
Source: RefSeq, a predicted model, not a curated record